GUUAACUCUCGACGUUCGAAAUUUCAACAUUUUUAACACGUUCCAAGAUUCAUAUUUGAAGAAAUUAGUGACAAUCGAGAAAACGUGUGAAACAUGACAUUCAACGACGUAUUGUGGUCUGCGUCUGCCUGGUCAUCGUUGAAAGAGAAAUGUGGCCAUCUUUCCAAAUUAGAAAUGUCUAAAGAGAUUCUAACAUUUGGUGAAAAUCAAAAUGAUCAAAAUGAAACUGGGAAGAAAGGUGUCAUGAAAUUCAAUGACGACAAAAUACUAGGUCCUGAUGAACGGGAAAAAAUUCAUAAAUAUAUGAAUGGGCGGAAAGCGACUCAAUCCUUUUUUGCUCAUGAAAGUGCUUCUAAGCCAUUGUCAUUAAAUCCUGCGUUUUCGAAGGAAGUUGAUCAUGGUCGUAAUGUCACUAAUGUGUCUUCCAAUGGUGCCGAUAUUUGUUCUUCUUCUACUAAAUCUUUUUAUUUCCGAAUGUGCUCUCAUCGUUUCAAUCAUGAAAGAAAUAGCUGAAGGAUUGCUUGUUUCGGUGGAUUUAGUUGAGAAAUUUGUGAAAAAUCCAAAUGACAAAUCAGCGAAAGACAUUUCAACCUUGUUUGCCAAAAUUUCAGACGAGAAUGUCGAUGUCAAUACCGAAAUUAGAAACUCGUCCAACAGAAAAUCUUCACAAAACAGAAAAUUUGAAAAAGACGAUGACGUCACUGGUUUGCUUACAAGCGGCAGUGAAGCUAAUGAAACGCUCGAAGCACGUUUAGAUCGUCUUAAUUCUGAAAACAAUCGUUUGAAUCAUAAAAUUUCAGAGUUAGAAGAACGACAUAACGCUAUUAUGAUCGAACUUUUUCUUGCAACCGAAAAAGUUAAAGAGUGUCAGCAUGUUUUCAUUGAUAAUCCUGGUAUUAUAAAUGAUGGGAAGUGGCUUGGCUACCCAAAUUAUAAGAACUGUAAAUAUGCAACUAACUGCAGCAAUGAAGACUUAAAAGACGUUCCUAAAGUUGUAAUUUCGACAAAUGAUAUGAAUGAAUAUUUUCAUGAAAAUCAAAAACUGAACUACAAUAAAAAAAAAUCUGAGGAAAAACGUCCUGAAGAAGUAAAAAGCCUUGUAAUAAGUGAUAAAAGAAAAAGAAAUGUUGAAAUGAAACCUGAAGGAAACAUUGAAAAUGACACAAUGAAUGAUGAAGGAAUGAAAAAUAAUGAAGAUCGUCAAGAAAGAAAUGAUAAUGAAGAAAUGAUGACAUCUUCAGACAUGUCACAAUUUAAUGAAGAAGAUGCAUUACCUUUCUCAGUUCAACAAGAUGAGAGCAAUAAUUAUGAAAAUAUAUCAUUAAAAAGUGCGCCACCAAUCUCAGUUGCUUCUUCUUUAUUUGUUAAUUACAAAAUGAUGUUGCUCACAAUCCCUGAAAGAUUAUUGUCUUCUGAUGUGACAGCAAUGAAAGAAUGGGCACGUCGACAAUUCUCAAUUGAGCAUGCUCAAGAUGCAACAGAAAUCUUACGUGAACUUGAUCGUCGUUUGAUCAUUAGUGCUUCAAAUUUAAGUGUUCUUCACUCGUUUUUUGAAUCCAUCAUCAGAUUUGACCUCAUCUACAUUAUUGACGGCUAUCUGACCGGAGAUUACAGUGUUUUCAAAAACGCUCAGCAAAUGAAAACCUCGACGAGAAAAUCAUGGAACAAGAUCAAGUUAUAA
This is a messenger RNA of Xenia sp. Carnegie-2017, 1681 nucleotides long. RefSeq lists its product as uncharacterized. The transcript is spliced from 2 exons. NCBI's taxonomy places the organism in Eukaryota, Metazoa, Cnidaria, Anthozoa, Malacalcyonacea, Xeniidae. The coding region runs from base 398 to 1681 and encodes 427 amino acids. Gene Ontology annotation, molecular function: protein binding. Gene Ontology annotation, biological process: regulation of apoptotic process. The record is from RefSeq and is a predicted model, not a curated record.